AUGGAAACUGUCCUAGAGAUCGCCGAUGCCGACCACCUACACAUUCAAUUCAUGAAACAGAGUAAGUCUUGGGGUUCAGGCAACCCACGAACGUACCUUCCAAGUAUCAAUAACACUUUCUUUGACGCACAUCGAUGUCUAAGUUUUGACAAGCGCAUCACAAUCACCAAAGCUGGAUAUAUCGAGGCAUCAUGUAACGACGAUAUAGGCCGUAACGUCGCUGUCGUUGAGUGGUCUCUAUCAGUCAACAGUGCUUUGAAGAAUACCGAUGAGUUCAAGAUCGAUGGCCGAGAGACCCAGCAGGUACCGCAGCUACAGGGCUGCCCAGGCUCAGUCCUUUGA
Messenger RNA from Ilyonectria robusta, 342 nucleotides. RefSeq lists its product as uncharacterized. The coding region runs from base 1 to 342 and encodes 113 amino acids. Lineage: Eukaryota; Fungi; Ascomycota; Sordariomycetes; Hypocreales; Nectriaceae. The transcript is spliced from 2 exons. The record is from RefSeq and is a predicted model, not a curated record.